AUGGACCCCGUGACGCAGCAGGACAGUCCGUUGUCCGUUGCGGCCAACGUCGCCGGCAUCCUCACCUUCGUCGUCGCCAUCAUUGCGGCAGCGUACGUCCGGAUCACAUACCUGCGUAACAGCGAUGAGGAGUAUUUCCGCGUCAAGGCCUCCCUGUCCUGGUUCAAGACAGAGUCUACAUGGCUCUCGGACCUGAUCCGCACCGCCGGCGAGAGGCCCGGGGGCCCACGUCAGCAGCACCAGCCGGAAUACCAAAUGUAUGCCUUCGUCAUGGACGACCUGGUCAAGCUGGAGCAGCGCAUCCUCGAGCUGCUAGCCGAAGCCGAGACAAAGGCCGCCGGCCAGGAUGCGGAGAACCAGGGCAAGUGGACGCUCGUGCCCAAGAGCUGGAGCUUCACGACCAAUGUCGCCAUGGCCUGGCUGCCCGUCCGUUCCAAGACAUUGGACUUGGUCCGGCAGCGCGAGGCUCUGACGGCUCGGGUGCAGUUCACGCAAAUGAGCAUGAUAUCUUCGCGAAUUCGAGAUUUGGAGUCAAGGACCACGUGGACGGAGGCGAAGACGGAAGACAGCUUUAUUCGUAUGGAGAAGCAAAUCGCCGAGCAGCGAGCCCAGAUCCAUCGGCUGGAGGAUCUCGUCUACCGUCUGAUGCAUCGGAAUCGGCUCCGCAACGCACAUGCACACAUACACGACCAGUCGUUGACCGACGCCAUCAAAUCACGGCGAGUGUCCGACUCUUCGCAGCCAAGCCCAACAACCGAGCCAACGAGGCGGGGGCGCGAACGAAGGGCCAGUUCUCAGUCAACCAAGAGAUCCUCGAGGUCCAAGUAG
Colletotrichum destructivum is the source of this 828-nucleotide messenger RNA. RefSeq lists its product as uncharacterized. The record is from RefSeq and is a predicted model, not a curated record. NCBI's taxonomy places the organism in Eukaryota, Fungi, Ascomycota, Sordariomycetes, Glomerellales, Glomerellaceae. The transcript has 2 exons. The coding region runs from base 1 to 828 and encodes 275 amino acids.